This is a messenger RNA of Gregarina niphandrodes, 3038 nucleotides long. RefSeq names its product putative retransposons RT-DIRS1: reverse transcriptase family protein. Lineage: Eukaryota; Apicomplexa; Conoidasida; Eugregarinorida; Gregarinidae. The annotation marks the transcript as partial. The transcript has a single exon. Gene Ontology annotation, molecular function: zinc ion binding; nucleic acid binding. The record is from RefSeq and is a predicted model, not a curated record.
AUGAGUCGCCAGGCAGCCUGCGCACUCAACGCCGUAGACGAAGCACGCAGCGUUAAAGAGGCCACCAUCGAGGUCCUUCGAGUGGCCCAAUUGGCAUACCCAGCUGCGUACCAAAACCUCCGCGCAACUAUGGGCCUUCCGAGAGCAGAUUCGUAUCAGGAGUUUGAGGAAACUCUGUGCCGCGGUUUCUUCAACCUCUCGACAAGCUACGCCGCGGCCGAGGAGGCGUUACCACUAUCUCUGUACGACUGCAAACACCUCACCAUGGACCUCCUUCCACUGGACAUCGCCGGGCGCCUAGAUGCCAGCGCCGAUUGGGUCCUAGAGGACUGGGGAACGCUGAUACACAACGCACGCCGUUUGGGCCGGUCCACAUUCUUGCCGCCCAAAACUUCGAACCCGGUGGCCUUUCCAGUGAUAGUACCACCUUCUUUGCCAAAAGGGGCCUGCCUAUCUUGCGGACAAAAGGGACACAAAAGAAACCAAUGUGCCGAACGACGUAGCACCUGUACCGAGUGUGGUUGGACCGGCCACAUAGCCGCAGCCUGCAAGAAGGUUGUCUUGCCUGCUGCCAUUCCGGCCCUGAAUACCGAAAUCGAACAGAAGCGAAAGGGACUCAGCAUCACGCAGGGUACCUUCACUAAAAGCAACGCGGUUCAGGGAGCAUUCGACCUGCUGGGAACCAAACUCCGCCCCAAAGCCUCAGCUCCUGACGCGAUCACAGAUGUUCCUAUGGCACUAUCCGUUGAGAUAACCGGGCGGGCUCCACGGAACCUCGAAUGCUGCGUAGGACGAAUUGAGGCCGGAAUUCACUCCCUCGAACAUCGGCUCGUGCUGGAUGGGGGAGCAGAGGUGAGUGUUGUUCCACUCAGCUUCACCCGUCAGCAUUUUCCUACCAUACCGUUGGCUCCCGCCAUCUCACCCAUCCAUGGUCUCGGAGGCCAAACAUCCUUGAUAGGCACCAUACGUUCGCUCAUAACUCUCGGCCGAACGACUCAGGCGGUGACCCUACACGUAGUCGACUCGGAAGUUCCUUUGCUUCUAGGGUUUCCGGACCAGCUUCGUUUUGGCCUUACUAAAUGCCUGAAGGAACGUACGGCCACUCCCAAUUGUGGCACCAAGGUGCCUCUCUGUUUCCUCGCCGAGACCGGGGCUUGGCUACCACCCCUACCUUCUGGAGUGGAUGGCGAUCAAGCCAAGGCCAUCAAUGAGGCUAUCCAGGAGCUGACCCAGGGCAUUAGAGUGGCUGAUGUUCCACCUAUUGAGCUUCGGGCCAGGGGUGAACCACCUCGAACACGCACCCGCCCCAUGAACGAACCAACCAGGGCGAUAGCCCUGACUGUAUUGCGGCCCCUGAUGGAUAAGGGGAUGGUGAAACCCGCCGAACCAGGGGCGUGGGCCUCACCAGCUCUGAUAGUGAAGAAGAGGGACGGAGAGCCCAGGCUAGUCAUUGACUACCGAAUGGCUAACCUACAAACAUCCAACUCCUACUCGGCACUUCCGCACCUAGCCAGCAUCCUACAAUCUUUCGCGGGAGCCAAAAUCUUCUCCAAACUGGACCUGAAGAGUGCGUUCUGGCACUUGCCCAUAUCACCAGAUAGUGAGAAGAUCACGGGAUUCACUCUGGGUCCGGGUCAUCAUUACCAAUGGACCGUCCUACCACAAGGACAUAAGUGCGCCCCAACAGAAUUUCAAAGGGUGAUGGAUUCGGUCUUCGCCGAUCUCUACGAAGGGGGCCAUGUCAAAAUAUAUAUGGACGAUAUCAUAAUCGGCACCCAUUCCAUCUCUGCACACACCACAACUCUCCUGGAGGUUUUGAACCGACUGAGGAAACACCACUUCACCCUGGCGCGAGACAAACUGGCACUAUUCCAAGAGGAGGUCCCUUUUCUCGGUUGCGUCAUCGGUCACGGAACCAUCAGAGCCGAUCCCGAGAGGCUAAGGUCACUAGCUUCAGGACCACUCCCGCAAACACGAGAGGAACUCCGACGGUUUCUGGGAGCCGCUCAAUUUGUAUCCCCGCACCUUCCCGGAUUUUCCAUUGAUGCAACACCGCUCUUCGCGCUCGCAUCUCCGAAAGGAAAGUUCGUAUGGAGCACAUCAGCAAUCCAGGCAUACAAACACAUCCAACAGAGUCUCCUUCAUGCGGUGGCCGUCACCAUGCCGCGACCCGGAUGCGGCUACGUGCUAAUGACUGAUGCCUCCCUGGUUGGUCUCGGAGCCGUGCUUCUCCAACAACAGCAGGAACAAAUCAAGCUCAUCGCAUGCCUGUCCCAUGUUUUCUCGGAUACCGAACGAAAGUGGUCUGCCACGGAGAGAGAGGCGUAUGCCAUCGUCUGGAGCGUGGAGAAACUACACAACUUGAUCUCAGGGGAGGCUGUCGUGGUACUUACGGACCACGCAGCACUAACGGCACUUGACACCACCGGAAACGGCAAAUUAUACCGCUGGCGCCUUCGACUGUCAGAAUACGACCUAACCUUCAACCACAUUGCCGGAGCCAGCAACAUGAUGGCCGACUGGCUUAGCCGACUCCCCGCCGACCAUGACACCACGUUGGACCGCAUUUCGGUACCGGUCCUGUAUAAUCAGCUGCCCAUUCCCAUUGGGCCAUUGAGCCUUCGGAACGCCAAACCAUCCGCAGCGGAGCUCGCACACUUGGAGAAGUCCGACCAAGGAUGGUUUCAUAGGGCCACCGGUGCGGUAUUCGUACCACCGGAAUGUAGACCUGCAGCUCUCAAUCUACUGCAUGGGGCGCCGCAUACGGGCCACGCGGGCUUCAACAGGUGCGUCCGAAGGUGUCGGAGGUUACUUUGGUGGCCAUCCCUAUACGAGGACUUGCGGAAACACAUCCGUGCUUGCGUGCCAUGCGCCCUACACCGUACCAUCAGUACGGACCGUCAUCCGUCCAGGACUCUGAACCGCCCUGUAAUGGGAGAAGUGGUCAGCAUGGACUUUGUAGUCAUGGACAAGUACGGAUCCGAUUGCAGUCGAAUCUUGGUCAUUAUCGACCACGCCACCCGAUACCUGGUCGCGGC